GUUUGUUCCUACCCGAGUUACUAAACGCGAUGCACCGUUAAUGCCAGUGUUUUGGCAUUUGAUUCCCGUCUUCACCGAUGGACUGACCUCCUCCAGCAGAGAUGUUGCUGAAAGAUCUCCCGCGGGACGCCCUGCUGCGACCUCUGUCCAGAAAUGAAGUGUUGGGCAUGAUUCUGAGGCUGACCAUCUUUGGCGCUGUGACAUAUUACGGCAUCAAAUGGGCGAUGGACGCUAUGGACCCUACCUCCAAACAGAAGAGCCAAGCCAAGAAAAGGGCAGAACAGCUGAUGAGGAGGAUCGGCGUUGAGGGCGUCAGUCUGACAGAUUAUGAGAUGAACAUAGCGUCUCAUCUAGUUGAUCCACAGACGAUGAAGGUGACCUGGAGGGAUAUCGCAGGUCUGGACGAGACGAUCAACGAGCUGCAGGACACCGUCAUCCUGCCCUUCCAGAAGAGACACCUUUUAACUGGAUCCAAACUCUUUCAGCCGCCAAAAGGUGUUUUAUUGUUUGGUCCUCCAGGAUGUGGGAAGACGAUGAUCGCUAAGGCAACAGCCAAAGCGUCGGGCUGUAAGUUCAUCAACCUGCAGGCGUCCACGCUGACGGACAUGUGGUACGGCGAAUCACAGAAGCUCACUGCUGCCGUCUUCUCAUUGGCUGUCAAGAUCCAGCCCUGCAUCAUCUUCAUCGAUGAGAUUGAUUCGUUUCUGAGGAACCGCUCCAGCCUGGACCAUGAGGCCACGGCCAUGAUGAAGGCCCAGUUCAUGAGCCUGUGGGACGGCCUGGACACUUCCUCCACCACCCAGGUGAUGGUGAUGGGAGCUUCUAACAGACCACAGGAUGUAGAUCCAGCCAUUCUGCGCAGGAUGCCCGCCACGUUUUAUGUUGGCCUGCCAAGCACGAGACAAAGACAAGACAUCCUGAGGCUGAUUUUAGCGGGAGAAAACCUGAGCAAUGCCAUCAAUCUGAAGGAGAUCGCAGAGCGGACAGUGGGAUACUCGGGCAGCGACCUGCGGGAGCUCUGCAGAGACGCCGCCAUGUACCGAGUCAGAGACUACGUCCGCAAGGAGCAGAUGAGGCAGAUCGCUCAGCAGCUGCAGGACAGCGAGGAGGAGGAGAGGCCGGUGGAUCAGGAGCGUCUGCGCCCCGUCACCCAGCUGGACCUCCUCUUCGGUCUGGACAAGAUGAAGGAGUCCAAGCAGGCCACGGUCGCCAUGUUUCCUCUGGAGGUACCGCUGGACUGAACUCUGGGAACACAGGGAACACUUUCCCCUCUUUUAUCUGCAGAAUAUCAGAGGCUGGAAAAGCAGGAAAAUCUGACUUUUUAUUUAUUGAGAGAAGGGUUUUUUUUUGGUCUGAGCAUGCUCACUUUCAGCACAACCCUGCUACCUGUGGAAAAACACUUAAUUUAGUCUCAAAUUGCGAUAUACAAUAGGAGGGAGUGACUGCUGUUACACACUUCUCUCCUGCACCACUAUAAGGUUUCAGAUACUGUCCUUAAAAAUGCAUUUCACACGAUCAUUAUCAGAGGGGAUUAAGUGACUCUGGACCUUUGCUGUUUGACUUCUAAAUCAAUUGUCUACUAACUUUAUUUUCUGGGUGUUUGAUAACAAAGGAUUGAAUCCCUUUUUGAAUCUGAGCUCUUUGGAAGAUAUCAUGUAUCUGGCCCUGGUUGCAUUACACUAUAUUCUCUACAGAUGUUGUUGUGUGGUAGGACAUUAGUCCGUAAUGCAUCUCAGCCACAUGACGUCCCAAAUAACAAAUAGCUUUUUCAUUUUCAGGAAAUACCAAUCUAACUGUAAUAACUUUCCUGUUGUUUUUCUGAACUGGCUUAGAUAGCUCUCUCCAGCUGGUUGAACUGAUUCUGUUUUUGUUUUUUUUAAAGCUGACAGGAACACUGUAAUUCUUCAGUUUUUGCUCUCCGUGAUCAUUUCCAUUGUGUUAUGUUUGUUUGAUUGCUUCUUGACUUAUUAGAAGUAAUAGAGAAUGCACUUAGCCGGUGUGAGGAUUUAACAGAAAGCAGUAGCAAUGCAAUUAUUUUCAGGUCUUAUAACAUAAAACGGUUACAUGUAUGUUGCCAUGCUUUCAAAUCACGCUAUGUAUCAAUAGAUAAAGGGAAGAACAAAGUCAGCUACAGGUGAAAUGUAAAACAAUCUGUGUAACACCUAGUCAUGUAGUCGCUUGAGUCAGGUUUGAAAGGUACUGUAGACAAAAGCAAAUCACUAAACAAACAUUCAACUAGUGUCAAAUAGAGUUUAAACUUCAAUCUGUAGUUGGAAGAACUUCUAAACCGAGCUACACGCGACAAUAAAGACACGGAUAUAAGCUGUUACAUCAAUAUAAAUCGUUACUCUGCUAUCAAUGGCUAUAAUAUGAUACAAACCUGAUUAUUACAGCUGUUAGUAGAUGAAUUAUAGGAAUUGUGCAUGUCUGUGAAUGUGAAAGAAAAUGCUGGGUAAGAGUUAAGGAUACUUUAAAUGCAAUUAAAGUUAACCAAUUUCAAGGUCAUAAGCUGUUUUAGUGCUGAUUUGUAACAGAAAAUAGUCUGCACUUAUUGUCUUCCAACAGCUGUUACCUCUUUAUGUUCAAUCUGUCCUGGGGCACAAAGAGUGUUUUUCAAGUGUCAUAUUUAUUGUCACUUUGAAUGUUUUUAAUAAAUGAACUUCCUGUCAAUCACCACUGCAACGCA
Molecule: messenger RNA, 2686 nt
Organism: Trematomus bernacchii (emerald rockcod)
Lineage: Eukaryota; Metazoa; Chordata; Actinopteri; Perciformes; Nototheniidae
Gene: atad1a
Product: ATPase family AAA domain containing 1a
Exons: 10
Coding region: 102-1241 (379 amino acids)
Cellular component (GO): mitochondrial outer membrane
Molecular function (GO): ATP binding; ATP hydrolysis activity
Source: RefSeq, a predicted model, not a curated record